Messenger RNA from Malaya genurostris, 1103 nucleotides. RefSeq names its product peptidoglycan-recognition protein SC2-like. The record is from RefSeq and is a predicted model, not a curated record. Gene Ontology annotation, molecular function: zinc ion binding; N-acetylmuramoyl-L-alanine amidase activity; peptidoglycan binding. Gene Ontology annotation, biological process: innate immune response; peptidoglycan catabolic process. Lineage: Eukaryota; Metazoa; Arthropoda; Insecta; Diptera; Culicidae. Bases 490 to 1053 code for a protein of 187 amino acids. The transcript has a single exon.
UGUUCCGAAAAAGUUUCUCUUGCGUGAAUGGUGAAAUUUUAGAAAUGUUGGUCUUGAGAAUAGAUCAGAUGAGUCUUGAAAUUUUUCUUCGUAACAAAUCCAUAGUGUUUCAAUCAUCAUUGUCACGAUCAUCGACGCUUUGCUGAUUGCGCUUCGGGCGAGCUCAGGUUGAUAAGUUUGGCGAGUUUUGCCCAUCUACACGUGUAUGUGCGUCCAGUUCUUAUCUGAACCAGAGAGCUACCCCCCUCAAAAUAUACUGGCGUGAGCUUUGACGAUUUAACAGCAAAACACACAAUUGAACAAAUAAUCGUUGACGUAUGCGGUAUCAAAAUUUGCUUUGGCCGGUCCUGCCAUUCAAUCGCCGAAGGUUCCAAAAUUUCCCGCAAUAAAGCCCAAAUCAGCUGCCGCCGAUCCCAAUCGUCCCGGUAUAAAAGGGAGGUUUGGAUUGUACGGAAAUCUAGUUCGGUCCUGAAGCUCAACUUGAACAAAAUGAAACUAAUCGAAGUGCUCGCAAUCGUCUUGGUCUCGCUGACCGUCGUUUCGGCCCAGUGUCCUCGGAUCAUCAACCGUGCCGGAUGGGGAGCCCGUUCUGCUAGCACGGCAGUGUUGCCAAACCGUCCCGCACCCUGGGUCGUGAUUCAUCAUACCGCCGGAACCGCCUGUUCGACGGAUGCCGCCUGUGCCCAGCAGAUGCGUAACAUCCAGGCGUUCCACAUGGACAGCAACGGUUGGGCCGACAUCGGGUACAAUUGGUGCGUCGGAGAGAAUGGAGCCGCCUACGAAGGACGCGGUUGGGGCCGCCAGGGCGCCCACGCUCCCGGAUACAACGAUCGGUCGAUGGGAAUUUGUGUGAUCGGAACGUUCACCAACAGCAUCCCGAACCAGGCCGCUCGCACUGCCACUCAGUCGUUGAUUUCGUGCGGAGUCAGCAACAACCAUAUCUCCAGUAGCUACUGGCUGAUCGGACAUCGUCAGGCUUCGGCUACCGCCUGUCCGGGAGAUGCCUUCUUCAAUGAGAUCCGUAACUGGUCGCGUUUCAAUCCAAAUCCUUGAAGGAAUAAUAAUCGGUUGAAAAUAAAUUGGUAAACUAAGAAAGUUAAGAA